Molecule: messenger RNA, 420 nt
Organism: Recurvomyces mirabilis
Lineage: Eukaryota; Fungi; Ascomycota; Dothideomycetes; Mycosphaerellales; Teratosphaeriaceae
Gene: MMS2
Product: E2 ubiquitin-conjugating protein mms2
Exons: 4
Coding region: 1-420 (139 amino acids)
Biological process (GO): DNA damage tolerance; protein K63-linked ubiquitination
Cellular component (GO): nucleus
Source: RefSeq, a predicted model, not a curated record
AUGGGUGCGAAAGUCCCGCGCAACUUCCGACUGCUAGAAGAGCUGGAGAAAGGCGAGAAAGGCUUGGGUGCAGAAGCAUGCUCCUACGGUCUAGACGAAGGUGACGAUCUCCUCAUGACAAACUGGAACGGCACAAUCCUCGGUCCACCUCACAGCGUCCACGAAAACCGCAUCUACUCCCUCAAAAUCCACUGUGGACCCGAAUACCCCGACAUCCCACCCGAAGUGACCUUCAUCAGUAAGGUGAAUUUACCAUGUGUGGAUGCGAGGAAUGGCAAGGUGGACAUCUCCAAACUCCCCAGCAUCGCGACCUGGAAACGCGACUUCACCAUGGAAACCAUCCUGAUCGAGAUCCGACGGUUCAUGGCUGCGCCUUCGAACAAGAAGCUGCCGCAGCCACCGGAGGGCACGAAUUUCUGA